GAACGGGUCGCGGAUAUCGCGUUGUCGCCUCCGUGCGUGGACCAAUCAGAGCGCUCGCCGUCCACUUGUCACCAGGGUUCAAUUUGUCGCGUGUCGUUCCUGAUGCCUGAAGACAAACAACAGGGAAUUACAGACGAUAGAAUCCUCGUGUAUUGUCAACGCCUCGGUAGGGACCCGAGCUACAAAGAGCUCGCCGACUGGAGACAGAAAACUGACCGCGAACACCCGCGGUGUCAAGACCAUAAAAUCAGCUCGCGGAUCGGCAAGGCAUCUCAGUUCUGAAUCGUACAUCGCCAAGAGAAGUCAUGCCGGUCGAACUGCGAGAGAGACGAGCGAAACGCUCCGAGCCUGAACCCGAGGACAUCCCCGUCCUCCCCGCCGAUGACAGGACCGUGGAGCCCCCCAAGAAGCGGCGGAGAAAGGUGAAGAAGGCGCCGAAGAAGACCAAGAAGGACUGCGCUGAGAAGAAGACCAAGAAGCAGCCCGAGGCUCCGGAAGACGAGCAGAAGGUCCCCAAGCCGAAGAAGAAAUACCCGUACAAGUACAGACCCCGACCGAACGCUGCUGUCAAGGAGAGAGAAAGACUUGUGGUGUUCAACCAGGCCUUCGCCCAGCUCCAGGACAAGUUGCCGGAGAGACUCCAGCUGAGCCAGGAGAAAAGGAUGCCGAAGAAGCUGAUCCUCCGCUUCGCCGUGCGCUACAUCAAGUACCUACAGGAGGAGCUGGAGCGGGGUCCCGGGGAGCCGGCCCCGGCGGAGAUGGCGAUGUCUCCCGAGCUCAGCCUCUGGGGUACGGCGGACGAGGAGGAGAAAGGGUCGGAAGUCGGGUGGCAGAUCGGCGGAAGUCCCGUGGAGAGUUCCGCUUCCGAGUCGAGUAUGGAGUUCAUCGACUUGUGCGAGCUGGCGUCCCCGUUCAGAGCCGCCGCCGGGAAAUUGGACCAGCUCGCCCCGAGAGCGGGGGAGGGGACACCGGGGCUGGCCACGCGUCCGCCGGCAGUCCACACGCGCGCGCCCGGCGGGAACACCGGGAAAACCAACGAGCCGUGCACCGCCACAAACCCCAGGAACUCUCCCCUGUACAGGACAACUCUCCCGAACACACAGCUCACGCACAGGCCGCUGUGCAAGUGUGCGGAGUGCUCCACACCGCUUCUGUCCGACGACCUGCCCGCGGUGCACCCCGCCACCCCUCCCGACCACUCUGCCGCCUUCCCCCUCGGGGACUACAUCGACUUCUUCCCGAGCUACGUAGACUCGAUCCCAGACAUCCGCGGCGAACUCCCGUCCCUUCCCGACGACUUCUCCCCCGACAGUCCGCUCGCGACCGUUCCCCUCUCCAUGUUCGAACUGGACUCGCGACUCACGGACCGUCCCGCGACCAAAGGCUCCCCGGUCUACCACCAGCCUCUGUCCCCGUACAACACACAGGUCACCUCGCCGAGCUUUUACGACGACGAUCUGCACUUCAAGUUGGUUCACUAGCCUAGGUAUUACAGAGAACAGAGACUAUUCUAUAUCUAAAUUGUAAAUAUUUGAAGGCUCUAUUAUCUGACAUUUUUAUUACUCUGUGAAUGUCAUUUGUGUGUUAUAGAUAUAAUGUUUGUAGAUUUUCCAGAAAUUCAAUUUUACUGCCCAAAGCCUGCCUGAAGGCUAGCUUAUCCUUAGUAUGUCGUAUUCUGUGUAUCUCCUUCGCCCUACAAAUAUAUGUUGCAAAGAUAGAGCUAAAAUUUGUCAAACAGAUCUAAACGCAAUGGUAUUUUCGUCUUUUUUGUCUAAAACUGUGUAAAAUAAC
Messenger RNA from Branchiostoma belcheri (Belcher's lancelet), 1791 nucleotides. RefSeq names its product mediator of DNA damage checkpoint protein 1-like. The coding region runs from base 306 to 1481 and encodes 391 amino acids. Gene Ontology annotation, molecular function: DNA-binding transcription factor activity, RNA polymerase II-specific; protein dimerization activity; RNA polymerase II transcription regulatory region sequence-specific DNA binding. Gene Ontology annotation, biological process: developmental process; regulation of transcription by RNA polymerase II. NCBI's taxonomy places the organism in Eukaryota, Metazoa, Chordata, Leptocardii, Amphioxiformes, Branchiostomatidae. The record is from RefSeq and is a predicted model, not a curated record. The transcript has 2 exons.